Molecule: messenger RNA, 291 nt
Organism: Dictyostelium purpureum
Lineage: Eukaryota; Evosea; Eumycetozoa; Dictyosteliales; Dictyosteliaceae
Exons: 1
Molecular function (GO): protein heterodimerization activity
Source: RefSeq, a predicted model, not a curated record
AUGAAACCUUCAAAUAUAAAUAAAAGAAAUAUAGAAAAUAAAGAAAAUAAAAGAAAAAAUUUCAAAAAGUUUUCAAAUUUUAUUAAAAGAAAAUUAAAACUAGAUAAUAGAUUUGAGUAUAUUAGAAGAGAUGUCGCAACUUUUUUUUCUGGUGUUUUAUAUUAUUUAAUUAAAGAACUAUUUAUAAUUUCAAUCCACACUUUGGUUUUAAACAAUAAAACAACAAUUACUCCAAGAACCAUUUAUUUAACAAUUAAAAGUGAUGAAGAAUUUGAAAAUCUUUUAAAAAAA